CAACCGCGGUCCAAUCAUCGACGAGCACCUCAGUCGCUCUCUGGAAGCGCUAACACUCGGCUCUUCGAUUCCGUCCCUCCCGCGAAUGGCGAACGUUUCGCGCCAAUUAACCGUGUCUAUUCAAUCCGCGAAGCCUCCUCGACCGAAAACGUAGGGUACAAAGAGCCGAGCCGAGAACUCACCUCGGGGCGCGGUCGUUAUCCUUCAGAGAAAUAUCCAUUUAAUUACGCGAGAUACAAGCCAGCUCCACGUGGCGGGCAGGAGCGUAAACAUAAAGCGGCUAGUUUGCGGGAAUAAAUCCCGGGGAAAGACGCGAAGUGGCAGAGAGAACGAAAAAGAAGGCGCGAGGAAGGUAGACCAUAAGGGAGAAGGAAGAUGGCCCAGGAAGAGAGACCGGAGGUGCGGAGGUGCGGAGGAAGGGGCCCCUUCCACCGGCCCCUCCAUCGGUCCCUUCACCGACGUCUCGGGCCCCUCCAGGCACCUUGCCACGGACGUCUCGAGGCGGUCCCCACCUUGCCAAGAGUUGGGCAUGAGUGAGUGUCAGCGGCGCUCGGUACAGUUAGCGACGGGCCGCGCUGCAACUAUCGCGAGACCCCGGCCUCCUCGUGUUUCUACUAUGCGGUGGCCUUAAUAGGGACCGGAGGGCCAGUAACCAUCCCCGGCAGCUGAUCCCGGUCGGGUAUCGACGCCGCGUCGACGUUAAUGGAUUAACUAGUCUACCAUCCCCGGUCUUGGCUGCCCAAGAGAUCGACGAGACUCGGAGACUCUCACUCUACCAGGGAACUUCGAAGGGAAUGUUGCAGUUCGAUUUCGGUGUUCGUAAAUAGUGCGGAGGAAAGUGGAAUUUUUGGAAGUGAGAAUCUCGGAUAGAAAUGGCGACGACGGGGGAAUGAAGUCUCAAAAACCGUGGAGCGAGGGUCGUUUCGAUAUUUUUGAAUCUUGCGCGACGGAGAUAGUAUCGAUGUUCGGAGAAAAAUACAAACGCGAGGUUGGAAGGCCAUCCGGAACUCGACGUAAACAUCUCGAGAGGCUUUGAAGAGUCUCAGCGAUAUCAGCCGUGCUUGAACUUGGGCCGCUCUUGCGCACGUGCCACGAGCUAGAAUUUAAUACCAAGUUGCGAGAAUACUAAGUAGUCAAAGUGGGAACGCGCGUUUCGUUUCGUAGGGCAUUAAUUUGGGCAGGCGGGAACGAUGAUCGGUACCAGGCCUUUCCGUUGAAAUUGAUGGAAUGGACCUCGGAGUCGGGUCCCACGGUCCGAGUCAGGGUCAGGUAUCGUAAGUAGCAACCUGUUCUUCGAUCGGACCCCGAGAGGGAAGAGGAGGUUUCGGAGAGGUCCGGAAGACCCCGAGAGAUUCUGGGUCGAUCUCGAGAGGUUCUGGGUCGCGAGGAGCCCGAUCGGUAGAAAGCACGUCCGCGAUCUCCGGGUCGUAGGACCGGUAGAUGCAGAUCGCGCUCGAGAAUUAGCGAGAACCAAGACCUUUGACACCAUCUACGCGGCCGAAAAAAAAUUCGGACAUCCGCGACACCGGAAUAUCGUCCAAAGGAUUACGGGAUUCAUCGCUCGAAGAGUGACGAAACGGCAAACAUACGUCAUCCCCGGGAUGAGCGAGUUCAUCGAGGAUCGGCACCUGGGUUAGGUGCCAUCUCGCUAGGGACCCCAAAAAUGGACGAGACUCUCGCGAUGACGGUCCCCCCGCCGUUGCCAGCGAAGACGCAGGUUUCCCGAAUGCCGGUCCAAGGAGUCCGUCAGACCGUAUCAAUCCGGACUCCAGUUUCCCCACCUUCGACUCGUUCGGAGGCCGGAGCAACGGUAUUCGUCGGCGGGGUCUCCGAGUCCACGACGACCUGGAGAAUCCCGGAAGUUCGUCCUUCGUCGACCGACUGCAGAGAAGAGUCCGCGCGGGGCAGCCAGGCGGCUCACGUCGUGAAGAUCAGGAUCAACCCCGAAGAGAGUCGGAGUGGUCGCGUCAUCUCCACCGUGCGCCUAACCGUGGACGAGUGCAACACCCGAUCGAGCGAUUUUAAUCAUCGGAACUCCGUGGGGACGGUGGGAAACGCCGGCGACUUCCGAGCCAAGGAGGACUCCGCGAGUGCCGUGGCGAGGGCUAAGGACUCCGUAAACGGAGACGGAGGGACUGGCGAGGUCUGUGCGAGAAUCAGUGUGGGGGGAGAUCACGUUGAUCGUCCCCAAGUGGACAAGCAUCGGCAGGUGGACGAGAUGGUGCGACGAGGCAGCAACGACGCUCUGCACGCGUCGCUGGGUCGCACGGGAGCUUGCUUCUAUUACGCUCCCUUCCAGGGUUCGUUGAAUCAGAUGGGUGUCACCAACAGUGGGCAAUGCUCGCCCAGCGAUACCCUGGAUAGCGGGACCUGCAGCGACUUGGACGGCACGCCUCCACCGCUUCCCAAGAAGAAAAACGCCAGCACCGUCCUGCUGGGCUCGACGGGAUUGGUGGGGGUAAACGGCAACGGACAACACAAUCGCACAGGGAGCUUGACCAGCAGCGGGGCCGAGGUGGACAGCGACGACAACGAGAGCAACAUCAGCUGCGAUUCGCUCAACUGUGGCGACCUAAUUGUCUCGGUUGCGCCCGAUGGGAAGAACGGCAACGUCAGGGGUCAGGGCUCCAAAAGUGGGGACCAGGAAGAGGGUCUUAAACGCGGAGUCGCCGGUGAUCCGGACUCGGUCAACGGGAGUCGAUCCGAUGGAAAAAGAGACGUUAACAACGGCGACCUGGGCGAAGGUCGACCGAGGAACCCAAAGAAUGGGAGUCUCGAACCCUCUUCCUCCCAGAGUCACGGUGACCCCAGAAAUCCGGACGCUCCAUCGAGGGACUUUUCCGAGAUGACUCGUCGGAGUAAGGACCAGCUCCUGGGAUUUUCUGCCGGUAUCUUCUUGACCAAUGGCCACCGCAACGAAAAUGGAUCGGGAGCGUGCUCUCCCGGGGCAUCUCCCUGCGCCUCUCCUUCGCCCUCGGGCACGUCGUCUCUGUCCAAGGCCUCUUCCACCCCUCGAGUCAGAAGUCCCGAGAUCCCCGAUCAUCGGAGAUUGUCCCCGGUCGUGAAGGAGUGUACAUACGAAGAGAGGACUCGCGAGCAGGCCAGGAUACAACAGGAAUGCGCCAAGGCGGACUUUUACGCGAAUUACAAUAGACCUACCAAUGGUGCCAAGUAUCUCUACGACGACGAUAGGUUUUACAAGUUCCACGUGAACGAACAUCAACGGGACGACGACGAGCGGAAAGUGGAUGCCGAGGAUCAAUUCGGCGAACAUGGACCCAUCGAAAGGGAGGGUGACGAAUACUUUGCCGGAUACAAGAUCCUCGACCGGGAAGCCAUCCGCAGUGCCAAGGGGACGGUUCGGGGCGUGAAGAACAGGGUGCGAGCAGGGAUUGCCACCUUCCUGCAGAAGCCAUCGUCCAAAAACUACAAGGCAAAGGACGCCGGCAAGGUGGUGGUGUACACGACGACCAUGGGAAUCGUCAGGGAGACCUACUACGCCUGCACGAAGGUGAAGCAGAUCCUGAGGACUCACAUGGUCAAGUACGAGGAACGGGACAUGUUCAUGAGCACCGAGUCGCAAACCGAACUGAAAGACCGAAUCGGAUGUACGUCGAUUCGAGUACCUCAACUCUUCAUCGAUGGUCAAUACAUCGGGGAUGCCGACGCCGUUGAGCGACUCAACGAAUCCGGGGAAUUGCGACGCAUGCUCAAGCCUUACAAGAGUGCAGACGCGUGCACGACUUGCAAGAUCUGCGGCGGCUACGGACUGCUGCCAUGCCCCGUGUGCAACGGCAGCAAAAAGUCGGUGCAUCGGAACGACUUCACGACGGAAUUCGUCGCCCUGAAGUGCAUGAACUGCGACGAAGUCGGACUGGUCAGGUGCCAGCAUUGUUGAAGAAGAUCGAAGCCGAAGAGUCUCGAGUCGAACCGCCGUCGAGUCACACCUGCUCAACUCAUCCUAUCGUCUAACCCGUUCUCGCCGUAUUAACUGAUAUCCCCCCUCUCUCUAAGAUAAGGUGCUAAGAUGUUAAACGAUACGCUACUGAAACAACUAACAACGCAUCUCGCUCGGGAAGUGACUAAUGGAACGCCUGGGAAAAGGGACCUCGUAGAUCUACGGAGGAUCCGUCGACGACCGACCGUCGCCAUUGUACAUUAUCAAUAAACUGCUCGAAACUUUUGUAA
Messenger RNA from Orussus abietinus, 4188 nucleotides. RefSeq lists its product as uncharacterized. The transcript has 4 exons. Gene Ontology annotation, biological process: sensory perception of sound. The record is from RefSeq and is a predicted model, not a curated record. Lineage: Eukaryota; Metazoa; Arthropoda; Insecta; Hymenoptera; Orussidae. Bases 1664 to 3898 code for a protein of 744 amino acids.